This is a messenger RNA of Phytophthora nicotianae INRA-310, 1920 nucleotides long. RefSeq lists its product as hypothetical. Lineage: Eukaryota; Oomycota; Peronosporomycetes; Peronosporales; Peronosporaceae. The coding region runs from base 152 to 1402 and encodes 416 amino acids. The record is from RefSeq and is a predicted model, not a curated record. The transcript is spliced from 4 exons.
AGAGGAAGUUCACCAUACAUUUUUUCUUCUGGGCCUCACCAUCUGAGGCCAGAAGAAAAAAAUAUCCGAGCACUAAAAGGUUCUUGUCUGACACACGCCACUUCACUUUGUCUUUCGCCACCAGAGCAGCAAAUCGGCGCCAAAGAAUACCAUGAACCGCGCACUGGAGACAGUUUUCUUGGACUUUUCCCGUCAUGCUACGGCCCGCAGCUACUAUUCCUAUCCGGAGGGCUCCCGCAAGUCGAACUUCGUGUUUCGCGUCACCUACGAAGGCCAGGAUCCGAUAGAAGACGGUCGUGUGAUCCUUUUCUUCGCCCCUAGUCCGGAACCGGAGCCGCGCUUCGAAGCCUUCGACCUGGAAGCCCCUCGCCCGAUCUUCGCAAAGGAUAUCAGAAAUGUGCAACCUGGCGAUGUGAUAGAAUUUGAAAGCACCGAGUACUCGACGCCGGAGGCUCUGGGCUUCGUACCGCAGAACCUCGACGUGUUCUCCAACGAACUCUUCGUCCAAGCAUUAAUUCACCACGAUGUGAACGACCCGGAUGCGAAUUCUAGGGUGGGCAACACUUAUAGCAAGCCCGUGGAAGUUCGGUUUGACGACGACGAAGCUGACAAUGUUGUCAAGAUUGUGGCGGACCAAAUUGUGGAGGAGACAAUGGAUUUAACUCCGACCGAGUGGGUGGAGCAUAUCUCGAUGAAGAGCGAGUUGUUGAGCGACUACCACAACCAAGACGUCUACAUGAUGGCGUCGAUCGUGCUACCGAAGGACUACGAGACUUUGAAGGACUCACAGCACUUCCCGACGGUAUACUAUAUUGAAGGGUUCACUGGCACCGAGUCGUAUGCGAAGCGUGCCAAGGGCUUUUUGUCGUCUGAGAUGGGACAGGAUUGGCAGGCUGGUCGGUGGCCGACUCCAAUGCUAAGAGUUACGCUGGGAUCGCGCUUCAAGUUUGGUCACACCUCGUUCGCUGAUACAGAUGCAAACGGUCCGUGGGGUACAGCACUAGUGGCUGAAUUUAUCCCGUAUCUGGAAAGUUUGUAUCCCGCGAUUCCUUCAGCUGCUGGUCGUUUCCUGCACGGUCAUUCUUCUGGUGGUUGGUCGACACUAUGGCUACAAUUACAGUUCCCUGACUUCUUUGGUGGUACAUGGAGCUCUGCACCUGAUCCUGUCGACUUCUCGAGAUUCCAAGUUAUGAAUAUUUACGAGGCCGAGAACGCGUAUUGGGACUCUAAUGGGCACCCGUAUCCAACCAGCCGAAACAAUGGACUCACUACAUGCAGCAACCGGGAUGAGAAUUUGGUGGAGCGUGUGUAUGGCCGCGGCAACGGUGGGCAAUGGGAUGCCUUUGUAAGUUCAAGAGCAUUGGUUCAUUUGCUUGUAAUGGUGCUAACGUUCUUGUUGUAGUGUGCUUUAUUCAGUCCACGCGGAGCUGACGGAAUGCCGAUCCCGCUGUUCGACAAGGUAUCCGGUGACAUCAACCGGGACGUUGCGGAGUACUGGGAACGCUUUGAUAUCUGCAAGUUCAUUCGGAAACAGCCCGGGCUGUUGACCACAGAACUGCGUGGUAAGGUUCACGUUAUCUGCGGCAUUGAAGACACGUACUACCUCGACUUCGCAUGCCGGUCGCUACAGAAGUUGGUUGGGAGCAGCAAAGCCAACGCUGAAGAUGGCUCUGCUGUGCCCAACUACGUGGCGAUGGUACCUGGAGAUCACACCAGCAUUCGGUCGCGUGCGCAUUAUCUCCAAGUGUACUCGGAGAUUGCUGCUGUGUACAAAAGCAAUGCUAACGCUUAAAAGUGGAUGGGUACUUAGACUGAUGGAUUAAAAGCAAUAAACGAUGUCAAGAUACUUCACCAUGCUGUCUCUUCUUGUCCAAAUAAUGCUUGGUCUGGCUCCUCAACCCCCAAAGAAUGCUUAUGGCC